AUGAGGCCGCUGUCCUUCGAGAACUUGAGGAGGCUCGUCGGCCGCAAGAAGGACCGUAACGAGCCGUCCUUCAAGCGCAGCGAGUCCUUCAAAAGGAUAUCGAUAAGAAAAAGUUAUCUGGACCGGGGCAAGAGACGUAACAAGCUUCAGAAGAACCUGGAGCCGACGGUCGCUCCUGCCAUCGAUUCCAACCUGAACGAGAAGAAGCCUAUCGAGAAGCAGAUGGUGAUAAAGGAGCAGAAAGCGAAAAAGCUUCAGGACGACACUCUGAGCCGCGAGUCGAUAAGCUACGACGAAUGGUUGCAAGGCGUUAGCUCGUCCUCGCGCGAGAAACUGGACGAGGUGCACCGGGAACAGCAGCAGAACAAGCAGAACAAGCAACACGCUCUUGGAAAGAACAAUAUUUACAAGUUCCAAAAGCAGAACGACGCUGACCACGUGGCCGAGGAUCUAAAGGUUCUCGAGUUGGACGCGUCGCCGGUGUUACCCUCGAAGCCGUUUCGCGUCUCCGGCGAGACGAUCCAGGAGAAGAACAGCCAGCAGCAGGAUAUCCUGCAGGUCCAGGAGCCAUCCGUCGAAGGACCUCCCAGCGUCAGCAUCAAUCUCGGUAGAAUAUGGAGGGACGCGGUACCGAUGCCCUUUCCUUCCUCCUCGGGACCAUCGGCCCACCAUUCCCUGGACAGCGCUCUGAAGGAGAGAAAACCUCAGCCUACCGUGGCGAGGACGGUCUCCGCUCCGGAGAAGAGCAUCGCCGGCAAAGACGUCUCCUCGGCGUUCGGUUUUUCUCUGAGGAUCGCCAAGCUGGCCGAUUUUCGUGCAGGGGGUACGAGGAAUGGUUUCUUUAACCGAAGAUCGAACAAGCCGUCGCCCAGCGUGAGUGCCGAGGGUUACUUCAAGAGGACGAACGCCUCGAGGCGGUCCAGUUCCCGACGUCGUGGACGGCGAACAUCCCAGAGGACGAAGAAGCCUCAGGUUCAGUCGCAGCCGGUGCGAUCGAACAGUCCCGUGUGGUUCGUUCCGCCGGAAAGGCGGCGUUCGAGGCGUCAGAGACGUGUCUGGCGAGAGAUCAGAUACUUCCCCGAGACCGAGAUCCCGAUGAUCGAGAGAGUCGACGAUUGUUCGUCGAAUCUGUCAGACGAUCAGUUCGACGACCUGAAGUUGUUGCUUUCGGGGGACUUCAACGACAGACGAGAGGGAGGCUUGAAUUCGCUGGUCUCGUCCUCGUUGGGUUCCUUCUCCGCGACAUCCUCCUCGUCGUCGGCUUGUCGUGGACCGAAGAUCAGCGACUUCAACGAAGACAAACUAUUCUCCGAGGAAUUACGAACCAGCGGUGUCCUCGCGCGGAGAACCACAUGGCGGCCCAUGACUUCCAACUACUUCGCCAGCAACCAGUUUCUCAGCUUUCUGUCCAAGGGUUCGAGCAACCUUAUCGGCAAAGAGAAGACGAGGACCGACUCGUCGAUGUACUACAGGUGUCUCUCGUCUACCGACAGCGAAACCGAGGACGAGCCCAAUCAUCUCGGUCUCGAGCGCAGGAAGAGCUCUCACGCGAUGCAUAGGCAGCAACACUUGAAGAGGCAAAGGUCGGGACUCAGAAGAAGGCCUCUCAGGCGAAAAUCUCAGCUCCGAAAAGCUUCCGGCCAGCCGGUCUUCCUCGUGCGAAAGUGCUCGUCCUUGAGGAAAAGACCCAGGGACAUUACGCAAAAGGGCUACGAAAAGAAACGGACACGUCUACUUCAGCAGUAUGCCUCGAAACAGCUGGGGGCUGGAAAGGAUGGAGGAGGUGUCGGCGUCCUCGGUAUCGGAGGGGUCGAGAGAACGGGUUAUGGAAGCGGUGGUGGUGGUGGUGGUGGUGUCGGUGGGGGCGUUGGCGUCGGCGUCGGCAUCGGUGUCGGUGGCCGACCACAGCCACGUGCACGCCGCACGCAACGCCGUGUCACGCACAACGAGAAGCGCUAUCAUUCAGGAGGCCGGCUAGUACCUGGCGGGAUCGCCAGUCCCCCGGGAUCUGGCGGCUCCACCGGAAACACCGGGAAUUCGAACUCGGCGGCUGCGAGACGCGGCAAUCGCAGACUCACGCGCAAUGAGAGCCGCUAUCAUUCCGAGGUGCGCCAAGAGGCGGUGCAACAAGCUUUGGCAGCGAUGCAGGGUCGUCCGAAGCCAUCGUUGCCGAUGCCGUCGAAGAGAACCUCCGUGAUGGCUAGGAGUCCCGACCGGGAGCGUCGCGACAGCGGGGAAUCGAGUAGCGACGAAGACAGCGUGGUGACCGAAGAGAGUCCCGGUGCUGGUGGUCCAACGGGCACAGGACUGUCGGAUACCAGCAGCACCGGUUCCGCGCGAGACACGCCUCCGCCUCCGAGACCACCGGCUAGGAGACCUCCUGGUGCGGACAUCACCGACAUCGCGGAAUACACGCCCCAUGCGUACUGCAACAUCCAGCCCCCGGACGUGACGCACACCAGCAACACACCGGCUGCACAGCAGUCGACCAGGCGACCGGGCGCCGAUCGAGUCAAUCGUUACCAUGUCGUCGAGGAUCAGAACAAUACCGGGACUACUGGCCGCUGGAAAGUCUCGGCCAAGAUUCAACAGUUGCUCAAUACCCUGAAACGACCGAAACGGCGACCGUUGCCCGAAUUCUACGAGGACGAUGACAUCGAGCUCGAAAUCGCGGCCAAUCCCAAAGACCCGAACGCUCCGAAACCCGAGGGCGGUUCUAUGACCUCCGCGGUCGGUGAACCAUUAUCGGUUGCCGCAGGCUUGCCCAGGUCACUCGAGGCCGCCAUACAGAGGUAUGGUUCGGCGUCGUAUAAAGCGCCGGUGGCCACCGUUCUCGAUCCAAACGGCAAGCUUUGCGUAACUCUCACCUAUGGAAAACUUCUAAGUCGUUCUCACAAAAUAGCCUACACGCUGUUGAACAAGGCUCUAAGCCGUGGCGGUGAUUGCUGUCUGAAACCGGGCGAUCGAAUCGCCUUGGUUUAUCCAAACAACGACCCGAUAAGCUUCAUGUGCGCCUUCUAUGGUUGCCUUCAGGCUGGCAUUGUACCUGUGCCAAUCGAGGUCCCUCUCACCCGCCGAGACGCGGGCUCGCAGCAGAUCGGUUUUCUUUUGGGUAGCUGUGGAAUUCAGGUGGCAUUGACCAGCGAAGCUUGUCUCAAAGGUCUGCCAAAGACAGCAGCCGGCGAGGUGGUGGCGUUCAAGGGUUGGCCGAAGCUUCACUGGUUCGUCACGGAGCAUUUGGGCAAAACGCCGAAAGAUUGGUUGCCACCGCCUCGAUUGACCGACGACACGCCGGCUUACAUCGAGUACACCACGGACAAGGAUGGCUCGGUGAUGGGAGUGACGGUGACAAGAUCGGCGAUGCUGGCACAUUGUCGAGCUCUCACGCAAGCCUGCGGCUACACGGAGGGAGAGAACGCCGUGUGCGUUUUGGACUUCAAACGAGAGGUCGGUCUGUGGCACAGCACCCUAACCAGCGUUCUAAAUGGGAUGCACGUGAUUUUUAUUCCCUACGCUCUGAUGAAAGUAAAUCCCGCGAGUUGGAUGCAAAUGAUCACCAAGCAUCGCGCCAGCGUGGCCGUGGUAAAAUCGCGGGACCUCCACUGGGGUCUCUUGGCCACGAAAGAUCACAAGGAUAUCUCGCUGUCGUCGCUCAGGUUGCUGUUGGUCGCGGACGGUGCCAAUCCCUGGUCUCUUUCAUCCUGCGACCAAUUUCUCUCGGUAUUCCAGUCGAAAGGUCUCCGACCCGACGCUGUUUGCCCGUGUGCAUCUUCCAGCGAGGCUCUCACCGUGUCUGUCAGGAGACCAGGUCGUGCCGGGGUAAACGCCACUGGACGAGGCGUCCUCUCUAUGUCCGGGCUGAGCUACGGAGUUGUCAGAGUGGAUCAAGAGAACUCUCUCACCUCGCUGACGCUUCAGGAUUGCGGUCAAGUUAUGCCAGGAAGUAUCGUGGUCGUGAUCAAAAUGGAAGGUCAACCGUUCAUCUGCAAAACCGACGAAGUAGGCGAGAUCUGUGUGCACAGUUCGGCGACUGGAAACCAAUACUGGGGAUUACAAGGACUCACGAACAAUACGUUCAAAGUUUCGCCGCUCCAAGCCGAUGGAAGUCCUCUCGGUGACGUGGAAUACACCCGUUCUGGUUUAUUGGGUUUCUUGGGUCCUGGUGGUCUCGUCUUCGUUUGCGGAUCACGCGACGGUCUUAUGACAGUCACCGGAAGAAAGCACAACGCAGACGAUAUUAUCGCUACGGUGUUAGCCGUCGAACCUAUGAAGUUCAUUUACCGUGGUAGAAUAGCCGUUUUCAGUGUACGCGUCCUCAGGGAUGAACGAAUAUGCGUCGUUGCUGAACAACGACCCGAUUGCAGCGAAGAGGAAAGCUUCCAAUGGAUGUCGCGCGUCCUUCAGGCAGUAGACUCCAUUCACGCUGUCGGGAUAUACUGUCUGGCGUUGGUCCCGCCGAAUUACCUUCCGAAAACACCGCUGGGCGGUAUUCAUCUGUCGGAAACGAAGCGACGUUUCCUAGAGGGUACUCUACACCCGGCUAAUGUUCUUCUUUGUCCACACACUUGCGUUACCAAUCUACCGAAACCACGCGAAGUCCAUUCAGCGGGGGAUUCUGUUGCAGACGUUGGUCCGGCCAGUGUCAUGGUGGGCAACAUUGUUCAGGGUAAUAGACUGGCUUCGGCUCAAGGACGAGACAUGGGUGUCUUGGACGAGGACAGUGAUAACGCUAAAAAGUAUCAGUUCAUCUCGGAAAUACUUCGAUGGCGUGCUGUCAGUACCUCCGAUCAUGUGAUCUUCACGUCGCUAAAUGCGAAAGGAGCGGUGGCAACUUCCUUGUCGUGCUCGCAAUUGCACAAGAAAGCCGAGCGAAUCGGGAAUCUGUUGUUGGAUCGUGGAAGAAUCAAUACCGGAGACCACGUGGCAUUAAUAUUUCCUCCUGGUACAGACUUGAUAUGUGCAUUUUAUGGUUGCCUCUAUGUUGGCGCCGUGCCAGUCACAAUUAGGCCACCUCAUCCGCAAAACCUCCAAACCACUUUACCAACCGUUCGCAUGAUCGUGGACGUCAGUAAGUCUGUGCUCGUGCUCACGAAUCAAAAUAUCCUGAAACUGUUGAAAACGAAGGAAGCGAACAAUGUCGUCGACAUUAAGAGUUGGCCGACGAUUCUCGAUAUGGACGACAUGCCAAAGAAGAAGCUGCCGGUUAUGUACCGAGCACCCACAGCUGAGAUGCUGGCUUAUCUAGACUUUAGCGUCUCGACAACGGGAAUGCUUGCAGGAAUUAAGAUGUCUCAUGCAGCCGUGACGUCUCUUUGCCGUGCCAUGAAACUUGCGUGCGAAUUGUAUCCGUCCAGGCACAUCGCUCUGUGCUUGGACCCCUAUUCUGGAUUAGGAUUCGCUCUUUGGUGUUUGAGCAGUAUAUACAGCGGUCAUCAUUCCAUACUUAUACCACCGUCGGAGGUGGAAGCUAAUCCAGCAUUGUGGUUGUCAGCGGUUAGUCAGUCCAGAGUAAGAGACACGUUUUGUUCUUACGGUGUGAUGGAGCUGUGCACAAAGGGUCUCGGUUCUUCUGUUCACGCUCUGAAGGCAAGAGGUGUUAGUUUGGCUUGUGUCAGAACGUGCGUCGUUGUUGCCGAAGAAAGACCGCGUAUCGCACUUACCACGAGCUUCAGUAAACUCUUCUCCGCUUUGGGUCUGAGUCCACGUGCUGUCUCCACAUCUUUCGGGUGCAGAGUAAACACGGCUAUCUGCUUACAGGGUGCAUCGAGUCCAGAGCCUUCUACGGUAUACGUUGAUCUCCGCGCGUUGCGCAAUGACCGAGUAUCUUUAGUCGAAAGAGGUAGUCCACACUCUUUGUGCCUGAUGGAGUCAGGCAAAUUACUGCCUGGAGUGAAAGUGAUCAUUGCCAAUCCGGAGACGAAAGGACAAUGCGGAGAUUCUCAUUUAGGUGAAAUUUGGGUGCAAUCUGCUCACAAUGCCAGCGGUUAUUUCACGAUAUACGGCGAUGAGAGCGACUACGCGGAUCACUUCAACGCACGCCUCGUAACAGGAAACACGAAUGAGGUUUACGCUAGAACUGGUUAUCUCGGUUUCUUGAGACGUACCGAAAGCGUUCAACAAUCGGUUAUCAGUGACAUUCCCGGUGACACUUCUGCUGAAGCGGAUCUCGUUCCUGGCGACUCUGAAUUACACGAUGCCGUAUUCGUAGUUGGCGCGCUCGAUGAAGCUAUUUUACUUAGAGGAAUGCGAUAUCACCCGAUCGAUAUUGAGAAUAGCGUGAUGAGGUGUCAUAAGAAAAUAGCAGAAUGUGCCGUAUUUACAUGGACCAACCUCCUAGUAGUAGUGGUGGAGCUUGAUGGAAGUGAAAGCGAAGCCUUAGAUCUCGUGGCAUUGGUUACCAGCGCUGUUUUAGAAGAACACCAUCUGGUAGUCGGUGUGGUGGUCGUAGUGGAUCCCGGAGUAGUUCCAAUAAAUUCACGUGGCGAAAAGCAACGAAUGCACUUGCGUGACGGUUUCUUAGCAGACCAACUUGACCCGAUUUAUGUGGCGUAUAAUAUGUGAACGAUAUCGGAAGACGUAGAAAAUGUAUUACACACUGAACAACAGGAGACUGGUAUCGUACUUUCCAGUCAUGUCUCUACUCGAAUGUCGACGUAUAGGUACUUUCGACUUGAAGGCACAAGCUGCAUUUCAAAUUUUUAUCCUUUCUCAAGGAAAACGAUCUCUUUGCGGAGGAGUUGGAAUAUAUUACGUGGACUUAACGUAUUUUUAAAGCGAACGUCGUCCCUAAACAAUUUAUAUUCUUCUUUUAAAAGAAGAACGCAUAUAUUCGAAUUUUUUAUCUCGUUAAUGUAUUAAGAGGAGUAAGAAAGGUUGUCGAACUUUGAAAUUUCCAACCGCUCGGUUACCAACACUUACCACAAAUGGCAGAAAGUAUUGCUUUCCGCGUUAGAAGUAGUUAGUACGAACAACCAUUAGACAUGUAAUCGAGAGACAGGGACGAUAUAAAAGAAUCGCUAUAUAAUGAAAUUUUCACAAAGAACUGAUUCAUGGAAAGACACGAACGAAGAAUUCUACCUAAAACGAUGAAAAACCUUGGAACGAUACGAUAAAAACAUUAUAUAUCGUUUAGAAGGUCGACACGAGUUACGUAAUUGUACGUAUAGUAUCAACGAUUCUCAACCCUCAGCGAAGAAAAAGAAGAAAAAAAGAAAAAGAAAAUUGCGCAAAGGUAAACUUGAACAUCUUCGAACUUCAGACUGCCACGGAUAAGUAUGUACAGCUCAGACAUGACUCAGCUGUUUUCGCAAAAAUCGUGCUUUUAUACAUUGUAUUACCUGAAUGUUAAAGUGACGGAUAGUACCAUUCAUUAUUUAUCAAUGACAUCAGAACGGUAGUGAGCUUUUUUACAAGAGGAAAAUCGAAGAAGUUAUUUUAGACAAAGACAUAACUUUAACAGGCGAGUUUCAUCGAGGAAUCUAUUAAAAAGUGGACAAUUAUUCCGCAAACUACGUACAGGUAUAUACAACAAUAUCUGAUGUCUAUUAGAAGAAGUAAAAGAAUUUGAUACACUUUAUCGUAGACUCGUGUAGCUUAACGAUUUUUUACUAAAAGUAACGAUUAGCUAACGUAAUCAUACUAUUGUAACGUAACAAAUUUUAACUGUCGACAUUUUUCUAAUAUAUUGUUGCUGAGAGGCAUAUACAGUUCGCUAUCGCUCUGACUUUCUAAUUUUAUUCAAUUUCGUUCCGAACAGUUUCUACGUUAUUGGUAUCGUACAACGAUUUUGAUGUAAAUCGAUUUGGAAACAUGACCGAGUGGUUUCAGAUCGGUACGGACUUUGAUCAUAUUUAGCUGCGUUGCGCACAACACCGCACUUUUAUACGUUAGAGUAUUUUUAUUAUAUUCUGCAGCACGCAAUAAUCCUGGAACACAGUGUUAUAUUUCUUCGAAGACCGUAUUUUCUUUUCACACAAACGUCCGUUAUACGUUUACUUUAUUUUCGUUACGCGAAAAAGCAACGUAUACGCGUAUUUUAAACUUUGUCAAGUUAGAUGAUUUAUUGCGUGCUGGGAGGGUACACUUUGAAAACCAUCCAAAAAACCCGAUCACAUGGCCAAUUUUUCCAUAAAAAAGAAAACACGACUAAGAUGACAUUAAGGCAAAUUCGUAUCUCAGGGUUUUAGGUCAUUUGUGACAGAUGGUAAUAUCAAAAGAAGCUAUUUAGGAAUAACUCCUUUUGGAUAACAUUUGAAAACAAAAGCAAUGGUAGCACAAAAGAUUCGAGUAAAAGUGCAGUCGAAGUAGCUAGUGUCGAUACGUCUCACUUUGCAAUUUUUGACUUUAGUCAAUAUGGAAAAGUUACCCUCGAACUAUAAAUAUCGGUGAACAUAUGCGCCAAAAAUUUAUACUAACUUUUCUCCUUUUCUUCAUACCUUUUUAAUGC
Molecule: messenger RNA, 8446 nt
Organism: Eufriesea mexicana
Lineage: Eukaryota; Metazoa; Arthropoda; Insecta; Hymenoptera; Apidae
Gene: DIP2
Product: disco-interacting protein 2
Exons: 17
Coding region: 1-6561 (2186 amino acids)
Source: RefSeq, a predicted model, not a curated record